This is a messenger RNA of Exophiala oligosperma, 2075 nucleotides long. RefSeq lists its product as uncharacterized. NCBI's taxonomy places the organism in Eukaryota, Fungi, Ascomycota, Eurotiomycetes, Chaetothyriales, Herpotrichiellaceae. The coding region runs from base 416 to 1663 and encodes 415 amino acids. The record is from RefSeq and is a predicted model, not a curated record. The transcript has 3 exons.
CCUCUUUCAGUCGUUCGCUCUCCACAGCCACAGUGGACAGUUCACACUCAUAGACAUUCCAGCCUGUGCCUGUUCCGCACUCCCACACUCCUACAUCCACGGUUCACACAUUCCAACACUUCUGGUUCCUGAACAUCUCAUCUCUCUUUCCAACGCAUCCAACCACCGGCCUACCAACACUCAAUCACUGUCGGCUCGAGUCGCUACACAAUCCAUUCGCACCACGAGACAAUCACGACUCCCCAACAAAGCCCCUCGCGUUCAAUCGAUUCGCCGGUGCAUGCCCGAAUCUCCCCCCCCACCAAACAAUUCGCCUUGACUGCUGCCAUCUCCUGACGGCUCUCAAGUUUCGAGACUACCAAAAAGUUUUGGACUCGGGAGUCGUCUGAUAACUUCCUCCAUUAUUCUGUUUACAAUGGCUUCUUCAAAGGAACAACCAUCUUCUCGUCCUGCCUCGGGCAGCUUCUCAAGGCCCUCGUCUAACACGACAAGACAACAUUCUCAUUCUAUCUCCUUAGCGCCUACAAACCCCUCCCAUCGAGUCAAUCGUCGAAAGAGCGUCAAUACUUCAACCACUGCACAGGCCGCUAUCGCUGCGGCAUUGAGAGAACAAGGUGACGCGUCAGUCAUGCCGUUCCAAACCCACCGAAGAAGUUUGGGCUCAAGAAAGACAAUGGAGUCACAAAGUAUGAGUGCCAGACCGAGUAUGCACUCGUACUUCAAUGGUGGCUCCGGGAGUCGCAGUGGCCAAGACAAUGAAGCCCUCGAGGACAACUCACAAGAUGAGGACCAGGCCUCGUCUUCCAAAAACACGAGUACCAAAAAUAGAAACAGAAGAGCUAGUGAAGGGUCAUACUUGAUCAAAGGCGAUGGCAAGAAGUCAGCAUCUGAGCUGCGCUGCGACACCUGUGGCAAGGGUUACAAGCACAGCAGUUGCCUCACCAAGCAUCUAUGGGAACAUGAUCCAGCAUGGGCGAUUACGUCUAAGCUGCUUAUUUCUAAGCAUCAGCAGGUUCAAUUGCUAGAAGCCGCGUCCGUGCUGUGCAACAUGACUUCGGAGGGAUCGCCAUUGACCCCAUCCGAUCUUGAAGCAGCGGUCAUCGACCCUAGUGAAGGAUCUUCGGCUUCUCCAGGCUUCUCCUCUUCUGAAAUGCACGACGACGUCAGCUCUGUUGAGACCACACCGCCGCCCAUGAGCGAAGCCGCCUACCCUGUUCCUGACGCCAAGCGCUUCAGUGUCAGCAGCAAUGGUUUCUCACGCUCAUACAGAUCGAUUCCGUCAAGCUCCUACACCGAGAGCGUUUUGUCGCCGGGCCUGCCGCCACAAAGAUUUUCCGGGGUGGACUUCCGCCCUAGCACAUCGGGAACCGAUGAUGGCAGUCUUGCUGCAGCCACCGCAGGCCUUACCUUCAACGGGACACCUCGCACAAAACCGACCUAUUUAGGUGCCGAUGUCCCGCCUGUACCACCAUUGCCACAACAGUACCAGUCCUUCAACAGCAAAUCGUCUGACAGUACAUUGACCAACGUAUAUAAUCCUUUGUUGCAGAUGCAUCCCCCGACUUUGACCCAAAACCUCUCGGACGAACGCAGCUACCGGGAGAAUGAAGAGGACAAGGACAUUGCCAUGGAGGAUGAAGAAAUGUUCAGGAUGGAGGAAUAAUAAACUACAUCACCAGUCCCCGAGCGAGACUAUCCGUUCCUUACUACACCCGAUUUUUCCUACGUUCUUUUACAACAUGAAUUGAUUGGGAAGGUUCUUCGCAGUAUGUACGUACUUUUUUGGUGUGACAAAAACCACAAACAGAAAAAAUCAUACUCCCCAGCUCCGCCGACAGAUCCUGAAAGCACCGAUGAGUUGGCUCGUUCUACGUCACGAAGUCGACGAGGUUAAAGUGAGUGGGACUGUCCUGUCCUUUGCGUCGAGCAGGCUUUUUACAUGUCAUACGAAUUGGAGUUGUUAUAUCUUUGAAAUGCAGGAAAGCAAUAAGGCACAGCAAGCCACUUUUUAGUACGACGAAAUGAUAUUGGAUUCAUCAAUUUAAGACUGCAAAAUUUUCUUUUGGGCUGAUUUU